Paramuricea clavata is the source of this 18818-nucleotide messenger RNA. NCBI's taxonomy places the organism in Eukaryota, Metazoa, Cnidaria, Anthozoa, Malacalcyonacea, Plexauridae. The record is from the annotation of a GenBank genome assembly.
AUGUCGUUGCAAUCACUCAUUAAUUGCUAUGUUCACGGGAUCAUACGUCGAUCUCAGGGAUUACAUGUAUGUAAUGAGGUUUCAUUUUUCAACGCUUCUAUGUAUAAUGCUGUAGUGUAUAUUCAUAUAUAUUGUUUUGUUUCUGUUUCAGAAUAUGAAUCCGUUCGAGCAGUUUAAUUUCUUCGAAUGUCGAAAAAAAAUUAAGCAGGGACUGCAAACAUUCGAGGUGCGCACUGAUACAGUAUUUGCAAUAUAGAGACUAAUUAGGCAAUCAUACGAUAGCUAGAAUAGUGAACUUUAUUUAAGCACGAAGGUCUGUCAUCCAAAUUGAGAUAAUUUUCCCAGGCGCCGUGACAUUUGAAUUAUCUACAAUAUUUACAAGGAAAAGGAGAACUUAAAGUCGCUCGAUCAAAUGAUAAAGAUAAGAUGGGCCUAAUUUGUGGAAUACUUUGAACAUUAGACAAGAUUUUUGUUUCUUUCGCCUAUCUUCAAGUAUCGGCCAAUUUAAGUUAUUUAAAAUUUGGGAAGAGCGUAUUUCAUAGUUUCUCCUAGUAAUUAUUCGAGCUGCUCGAUUCUGUAAUUUUUGAAGUUUAUCCCAUAAACCUUUUCUGCAAUUAUACCUCACAGAACUACAAUAAUCAAAAUGCGGGAGAAUGAUAGACGAUAAUAUGUCAACUACUCAACUAGCGUGUUAAUUGGCACCAGAUCACGAAUACACGUCUUAACAUUCCUAGGCCUUUGGAUACUUUUUUGGAUAUAUAAUUUAUACGUGCUCAUUCCACGAUAAAUUUUCAUCAGUCAUAAGCCCCAGGGAUUUUGUUACAACUACUCGCUUCAAGCGGUGCCCUCCGAUAAAUAUCUUAGGAUCUGAUGUCAAUGUAGAACAGUUUACUAGGUUUUAUAUCAUGAUCAUGCAUGUUCAGUAUUGCCGUCGAUUAGUAGAUAUAUAACCAUAGGUUAAUUAGUAGUGUAACAUAUGUUAUAGCUGCCACAGUUGGUUCCGUGUGGCAAAUGAUUACACAUGUUACGGUGGUUAAGAUAGUCAUGCUCCAAGUUUGUCUCUCAAAGGGGUGUUAUUGCACGCCCUUUGUAACUCUCAAAUAGAAAUCCCUUUGAGAGACAGGCAUAGAGCAAGUCUAAGAUAUCCCCAAUCUUUUGAUUUGUUACAGUGGUUGUUUCUGGGCCUUGACAGUCAUAUUAUCAAUGUGGUAAUGCAAAUGGGUGAUAAGUUUUUAGCAGACGGAAAUGCCCAGAUCGCUCUGGAGUUUUACCGUGAGGCCAGACAUCUGUUUCCUCAUGCUGGUAUUUGUUAUAUUAGAGAAGCACAAUGCAAGACUGUGCUGGUAAGUUGUAUAACGUUGUAGUAGGUAGGUAGGUAGGUAGGUAGGUAAUACUUUAUUUAAAAUUAACAGAAAGAAGAACACGCUAGCCCCAUCAACUCUAGGCUGGUUUCCAUGGGGGGCGUGUUUAGAUCUUAAAAAUCAUUAAAAGGAAAAUUUAAACUAAAUAUUAGUACAUACAUACUGUACACGUUACUAUAUACAAAUAAUUAGGAAGCAUGUCGCUGUCCAACAAUUGAUUUAAACGAAUGAGGCGACUCGGCCAAUUUUGCUUCGUUUGGGAGUUGAUUCCAGAGCAUAGCGCCGCUGAAACUUUUUUUAAGAAAUUCUCGUUUCGGUUUAGGAAUUGUUAGAUCAGUUGCUGUGUUUCGAAGAUGAUAAUUAGUUUGAUCUAUUUCUCUUCUCACGAAUGACCCCCGGAGACCUGGCGCAGUGUGGUCGUUAAGUAUUUUAUACAUUAAUACUGACUUGGCACCAGACCGCCUAUUUUCAAGUGUAUCCCAAGAAAGCAUGUUGAGAAGAUCAGCUGAGCGAGUAUCAUAAUUAGCACCCGUUAGGACUCUUGCUGCACGAGACUGAAAUCUUUGCAACUUGUCUCUUAGCAACUUACCACAAGUGUCCCAAAGGGGGGAACAAUAAUCAAAGUAGAGCUGCACAAGACUUUUAUAAAUCGAUUCUAAGGUAUGCAUUGGAACAAAGGGCUUUAUACGUUUCAUAGCGCCAAUAGCAGCGCUUGCCUUCUUGCAUAUCAUUUCAAUGUGACUAUCCCAAUUAAGGGUUUCAUCUAGUUUUACUCCUAGGCACAUUUGUGUAGCAAUUCGUGAUAUGGGUUUUGCAUUAGCCACUACGGGUUCCUCACACAUUAUAUUAUUAAGAUUAUACGGGGAGCCAAUAAACAUCAUUUUACAUUUUGAUGGAUGCAUCUGCAGCCUAUUUUCUUUAAGCCAGUUACAGACAUGCGCAAGAUCUGAAUUUAAAUUUACAACAAGUUCAUUUGCAUCGUAGGAAGAUGAAAAGAUUUGAGUAUCAUCCGCGUACAUGCAUGGAUUAGUUGAUUUCAAACAAUCGGGCAAAUCAUUAAUAUAUAAUAGGAACAGCAGUGGUCCCAGUAUAGGUCCCUGGGGCACUCCACAGGUGAUAAUUUUAUUACUAGAUAAUUCUCCAUUAACAUUACAUUGCUGUUCUCUAUUUGUUAAAUAUGACUCAAACCAUUUUAAUUCUACGCCAAAGAUUCCAAAUUGCUCAUUCAUUUUAUUUAACAAAAUGCGAUGGUUUAUAGAGUCAAAUGGAGGAAAAGAAGAUGAUUGGGAGGAAAAAGGAAACAUUUUUUUGUCUGCAUUUUGUUGCAUAAUGUUGGAUUGAGCAUAGUUUUUUUUCACAUCUGCAUAUGACAGGCUGGCUUCCCACAUAACUCAAAUGAUUGGAAAUUUCCCAUUCUUCAUUCUGAGAGAGUGAAAUAUUUUUCAAUCUUCAAGACCGCCUUUCAAUCAGUGGUAUAACUUAUAAGGGCUGUGCUCGGCAAAAGGCCCUGGACUAGGAUAUCGGGAACCCAGUCUUUCUCGAGAUUAAUUGAAAUUACGUAUUUUUUGGAAGGGUAUAAUAAAAAUAGGCAAUAGGUAAUAAAAAUAGGCAAUAGGUAAUCUACGAGGCUAAAGAAUAAUUAUAAUUAUAAAGUUGUGGGUACCCGACUCCCCUCCGUCGACACUCUGAAUGGUAGAUUAAUGGGGCCCUUUACCUAGCUUUUGGCCACUAAAAUCACCGUCCCUUAUUUUUAUCUGAUAUGUACAAAGAGCUUGGAGCAAUUUUUCGUACCCAAUCUGUGGCGCUAGUUUUCCCUGAUGAUUUUAUCGUAGUCAUGGACAAACCAACAUUUAAAAGUGUUAUUCCAAUUUUUGAAUUGAGUACAAAAUUGUCAUACACCAUUGUAGAAUUCGUGUUAUGUAUCAGGUGGAAUUACGAAAACGACUAGCAAGACCGUCGGUGAGACAAAUGAUGAGGUAAAAAUGUUGCAUGUUAAUAUUAUCUGGAUUUAUUACUUGGUCCGUAUGGGCAAAAUACCCCUUCCACAUGUUUCUGUUUAGCCUUGCUGCCUACAUGCAGUUACUGAAUAGUGCCUGCCUCGCCCAGCUACUCCAUGCUGUGGUUCCAAAAAAAACUAGCUUGUUUCCUCUUCUGGAUGUCGAAUGCAUGUCCCGCUAAUAGUUUUAGUCCAAAUUCUCUGAUCUUCAGUUGUGAUACUAUCGGUAAGUUUCCAUACAUAUUUUCAUACAUUUGUCGUAUACUGCUGCCUCCUCACUUUAACUCAUUAAGCGUCAUCUGGAGCAUCCUAGUGCAUAUGUACUAGUUUUUAUACCUUACCCAUACCCUACUCGCUCUGGCAAAUCUAUUGAGAGUCUUCGUUUAUAAUUUACCCCCAUUGAUCUAGCGAACAUGCACAAGAGCUGUUUUUGACGAUUUUCUUGUCCCUGUAGAAGUUAGAUGAAGCCACUGGUGGAAUCGAGCAAAGUGCAACAAAAGAUAUUACUCCAAGUGCUGCGAGUGCAAAGGUAUAUAUAUGGAGAGUUUUGUAAAUAAUGCCAUUGUCUUUCGUGUAUAAAUGUCUAAUUAUUUCAUGUGAAUUAUCAAGGUUGCUAACACAGUCACAGAGGCUAUAACAUCGAAACAAUUGAAAAGAGAACAAAUGGCUAAGGAGAAGGUAAAGAAUGCAGUUUGUGAUUGCGUAUGUUUUUCCUAAACGUAAAGCAAUAUAUUUUGCGAGAGAAUAUAUAAUGUUUGAGGUUUCGAUUUACGCUAGUAUUUCUAAAGAUACAGUUUAUCUUUCAUUGCAUGAUUAAAAAUGUCAUGAUAAGAACGAUUUUAAUUCAUUGCAAAGAUUCCCUCGAAUCGAAUAAUAGAUUGAAUCUUCAAUCCAUUCAAUUAAAGAUCUUUAACUUUGUCAUUGCUAUAAGAAUAUCUUAUAUUUUUAAACCUUAAAAAGAAGAUUUUAUCGUAGUAGUCAUGGACAAAAUUGUCAUGCACCAUUAUAGAAUGGGUGUAAGGUGACUAAGAAUGCGGUAUGUAUUAAUAUUAUCAUAAUUUAUUACUUGCACUGAUUUGCUUUAAGGCCCGGUCACACUACACAACGAUAACAAUACGAUAAAUUGUAAACACGCGAUAAUUGGCAAAAAAAUUGUGUUAGUGUCCAUACUACAACGAAAAUAAUAAAAUUAUCGUUUGACGAUAACGAUAACGAUUUUAAAAUCGCUCACCCGAGCGAUUUUUUUUUCAGUCGAACGAUAACGAUAAAUAUUUGACCAAUCAGCGCGCGUAUACAAGUUAUCGUAUCGUUAUCGUUGUGCAGUGUGACCUGGGCUUUAAUUACGUUUCGAACCCGGGCCUUACAAAAUCCCCCCUUCUACAUGUUUCUGUCUAUAGCAUUACGUCCUACGGUUACUGAGCAGCAUUCAGCACUGUUUCCUGUUUGGAUUUCUCACUGUACGUUAUAAACAGUGCGUGCUUCACCCAGCUACUCCAUGCUGUGGUUCUCACAAAACUAUAGCUUGCAUGGUUUCAUCUCUGGAUGUCGAAUAACGCAGUGUCCUAUAAUAAGAGUUUUAGUCUUUGCUCGCUGAUCUUUUGUGAUACUUUCAGUAAGUUUCCAUACAAAAAAAUCAUGUAUCAUACUGCCACCCCACAUUAACUCGUUAAGUCAUUAAGCAUCCUUGACUUGCAUGUGUACCAUUUAUUUUUUCCCUAUUCUAUUAUCUAUAUAUAUAUGCUCGCUCUGGCAAAUAUUUUAUACUUACUUUGGAUAAUUUUUGUCCCUGUAGAAAUUAAAUGAAGCCUCAGGUGGAAUUGAGCAAAGUGCAACAAAAGAUAUUUCUCAAAAUACCGCAAGUGCAAAGGUAUAUAGAGGAGAGUAUUGUAAAAAAACCAACUUUUUUUAGGUAGUUACUGUGUAGAAGCGACUUCGUGGAUACUGCUGAUCGAUAUCACGGCAAACAAACGCUCCGGCCAGUUGUGAAAUAGUAUUUCUUAAACGUUCUUGCAUGUUUAUUAUAGCUACAGUGAUUAGCUCCCGUUUUCAACGUUUUCUAAACACCUGUUAUACCAGGCUUGUUAAUACAAGAAUAAAAUGUCAUUCGAUGAUAAAAAACAAACUUAUACUUUGGCCUUCAAAUUUUCUGACUUGUAAGGUUUGUUAAGCCAUCAUUGCCUGGUUUUCUAUUCGAGCAUGCAUAAAUGUCUAAUCGUUACAUCAUGUUGAAUUAUCAAGGUUAAGGGAUCGAAACAAUUGAAAAGGGAACAAAUGGCUAGAGAUAAGGUAAUGAAUAAAGUUUGUGGUUUUCGUAUGCCUUUAUACUUUUAGGUUUCUAUAACUCAUUUUUCGUUGUACCUUGCGGUGUCAGAAAACAACUACUACGUGAAUUAAAAAAAUAAACAAGGUGCACCGUUUAGCUAAGGUGAAUUUCUUCCAUUCUUUCCUGAAAGCAAAACGUCAUGAAUUAAUGGGCGCUUGCCAGUCCUUUUUAGGAUAAAAUUUGGCCAAAUACGGAUUAACUUUGUCCCAAGGAAGGAUUGAAGCAAUGGUGUAUUAAACCUAAUUAAGAGUUAGUGUCGUUAACGGAGUCGUCUUUAUAUUAUUUGUCUUGCAUACAUUUCAGGAGAUUGAAAGAGAAAUCGAGAAAGCAAAGAAACAACAGGAGGAAGAAGUAGGAAAGCGAAAAGAAGUGGAAGCACGCAAGAGAAAAGAACAAGAGAAAAGAGACACGAAACUAAGGAAACAAGAAGAAGUGGAAGCACGCAACAGAAACGAACAGGAAGAAAGAGAGAAUAAACUAAGGAAACAAGAAGAAAUGGAAGCACGCAACAGAAAAGAACAGGAAGAAAGAGAAAAUAAACUAAGGAAACAAGAAGAAGUGGAAGCACGCAACAGAAACGAACAGGAAGAAAGAGAAAAUAAACUAAGGAAACAAGAAGAAGUGGAAGUACGCAAGAGAAAAGAACAAGAGGAAAGAGAGAAGAAACUAAGGAAACAACAAGAAGUGGAAGCACACCAAGGAAAAGAAAGAGAGGAAAAUAAACAAAAACUCGAGAAACAGAAAAAUGAUGAAAGAAAGAAACAACAGGAGCAGACUGAAGUGAGCAUUUUUUAUCUUUGUUUUACUUGCAACUCCUUUUUUUUAAAUUAUGCAUCUUCCAGAAAGUAGUUAAAGUAGCAGACACUUUGUGAAAUACUGAGGGGAGCGAAUAUAGGUUUGCAAUAAAAUCUCUAAAAUUACUGCAAAUUUGCUUAAACAAUAGCCCAUACUUUGAUAUAUUUAUUACCAAGUAAAAUCAAAAUAUUUACCUUCCAUUUUUGCCCUAGGAAUGUCUCAAAACGAAAUCUUUAAAGGCUUGUGAUGAUAACAAAGGUAUUUCUGAAACACACUAUUGGGCUAAGUUGCUCUAUUGAACGUGAUUAACGCACUUAUGAACGUACAGAACACACUAAUUUUUAUCUGUGCUCCAUAUUUCAUUCAGUCCUCCCCAAAUUGUUCUCGCGAGAUGUCCAGUGAGGGUCAUUUUUAGUGUGAAGUUUCUUCGAAACUUCACAGUAUUGUGAUGACUGGGAGGAAAUUCAAACUUAUCAGUCAGUCAGUCAGUCAGUCAUUCAGUCAGUCAGUCAGUCAGUCAUUCAGUCAGUCAGUCAUACAGUAAACUUUCCGGGGGGUGUAUACGAUUUAUGUUCGUAGUGAUUUAUUGUGCUUUGUCAGUACUUUGAAGGUUAUUUAAGCAAUUUCAGUUCACUUACUUACAUAUUCUGUUAUCGUUUUGCCAAGUUCACAAAAAUUUCGGGGAAUCGCUUUUGUUAUUGUAUUUUUUUGUAAAUUUUAGAACAUUCGCUUCUCAUGUUGUGUAAAGGAUCUUUACCCCGGAACACCCGAUUUAUUUUUUAGUAGCGCAAAUGCGCAUGCGCUAUCAAGCCGUAGAUCACGAUGGCGUGACGAUAUGCUAGGAAGGAGUGACAGUGUUGUUUUCAGAUGUAUAAACAUUUCAGACGUGAAUAUUGAGUAAAUUUUUGAAAAUCUACGCAAUAUAUAAAUUGAUCUUAUGCAUUACGGGCGUUCAAUUAAGUGUCGAUAAUAUUUAGACGGUAUAUUCAUUAUACAGAGCUAGGAAGGAGCUAGACCGCCUAGACAGUGCAGUCAACACUCAAGUGUAUAAACAUUUCAGACGUAUUAAAUAUUGAGUCGAAAAUCUUUGAGAUUCUAGGCAUUCAAUUGAGUGCUGAUAUUAUUUUCACGGUAUACUCAUUAUACGGAGGUACAGUACGUACGAAGAAGCGAGACAGUGUUGUUUUCAAGUAUAUAAACAUUUCAGACAUGAAUAUUGAGAAAAUGUUUGAGAUUCUACGCAAUAAUAUAAUAUAUAAAUUGAUGUUAUAAUUACCGGCAUUCAAUUAAGUGCCAAUCGAUAUUAUUUAGACCGUGUAUUCAUUAUACAUUGUCAUUGACUGUAUAAGGUGCUACAUCACAGAACUCAGUACAAAGAGCGAAAAAUUGCAUCAGAUCAAUAAAGCGUAAACAACUAUUAAACAGAAGCGGGUGUUUGUACAGGCGUUUACGAAGAAAAUAUUGCGAGACGAAAGAAAUCAGUUGAGUCAGAGCUCCUUAUUUAAAGGCUCGCCAACAAGAUUUAUGCAAUGGAGAAAAAAGCAAGGAGGUACAUGUAGCCAACAUGUACUGUCACGGACCUUGUUUACUGUCUAGCACAACGCCGUUGUCAACGGUGCAAACUCGUGUUCAGUGCAACGAUAACUCUACCAGAUCUUACGAGAAUCAAUCUGUAGUAUUCUGUACACAGAACUGUAUCAAAGCUUGUCAAAACUGCUUUAAACACUGCAGCUAUAACUGUGAAACUAUUGAAAUCUAAAGUGACAUUAAUAUUCAACACAUGCGAAAAGCUGAAAAUAGACACAACGUGACCUUCGAAAAGUCAAAGGUCAAUGAGACUUGUUAUUGUGUGAACAUGUCACAAUUAGGUUAAAAUGCGGAAGCGGAUGGAGCGGAUCCACGGAACGGAUAUGCGGAUAAAAUACGGAACGGAUGAAGAUAAAGUGCUUCCUUUCAAUGAUAUAACGACGUAGUGCUUAUUAUUAUAACAUAUUGUAUACAGCUAUUUCAAUUAUAGUUUAAGAUAAGUUUAGCAUAGCAGUAGCCUCGUGGGGAUGCUUUUAGCGACAGCUGCAAAUACAAAUGCAAAUGAAAAUUUAGAAUAUGCAAAAUUUGGUUGUUGGUGAAACAAUUGAAAUUUAGCAUGCGUGUAGCAUCACAAUAAAUAGAUAAAUUGUGUCAGUUUCACAAGGCACGUUUCUGAUGUGUCAGGCUUGUUUCAAACGUCGUGCGCCGAGCGCAUGAGAUGAAAUGCCUUUGGUAAUUGUUUAUUUCGUAGUGUAAGCCAUCAGCUUUUCUAGGUUGUCGGCGAACCUAUAUAGUGCUUGCAGUAUCUUUUUCAAUUUGAAACUUCACACUAUCCUUGGAUCCCUAGUUUAUUAAUCGAAUGUCACUGCAAUACCCCUUCAUUAACUUUAUAACUAAUAAAGAAAAUCUUUAACCCCUCCACAUUGCAUAACUCUUGUUUAGUUAUGGAAUCAUGCGGCAAUGCGAUCUAAUUAUUCCUCCAUUAAUUUAUUACUAGUCAACAACGUUAAAACCUCGCUGGACGAUACGCCAACGAACUUUGACCAUGUUCUUUCAACUGGCUCACAUCUCAGACGAAUCUGCCCUACAUGCAACACUCCCCAAGUAUUUUCGUCGCAAAUAUGUAAUUCGUGUAAGAGCAGACUUGUGCUUUGGUAUAGAGAAGUUAACACUUCCAAUUGGACGAAUCCACGAAAGCCUCCGAAAUGUACAGCUGAACCCUAUCAGUGCAAACAUUUCAAAAAAAGCAAAAAGUGUGUCAAAAUUCCAUGUAUGUUCGCGCAUGGACAAGAUGAAGCGGAAAUUUGGACACUAUGUUACGGAAAAGGUAAGUUUCAUUUGCUCUUUAAGUUGACCACCAUGUAUAGCAACAUUGAAAAGACUAAACUGAAACCCAUUGAUAAAUUCAUUAUUGAUGAAUUAUUAACAAGUUGAAACAGUGUUUAAAAGUGAUGGAGGUUUAAAAGAACACAAGCGUUUCAUCACUACGGAAGUCCAGGAACUGUAUGCCACGACUCUGGGCUUCGUUCUAGAACCAAGUACCUUGGAACGCUCCGUUCUUUACAAUCCUUUUCAAACGCGUUCGACGUGCCAAGUACUGAAGACAUGCUUGGCAUUCCAAAAUGUCGUCGAUGAUUCAAACCAGGAUUCAGCUGGUCCUUCCACAACAUCUUUAUCUCUUCAGAAUGAAAUGGAUGCCCAUCCAAUGGGUGACGAUUUAGGCCAAGUAAAAGUUUGAGUUAAGCGGAUAUUGGUAGCAGGUCAACUGGUCAACUGUCUUUUAAGACGAAGAAACCCGAAUUCCUUUCGAUAUAAACUUUAACCUACCACCUAUUUAACUCUCUUAAUGCAUAAAACGACGCUCGGAAGGUGCGAGUUCGAAUUUCGCUCGAUAGAAAGAAUUUUUCUUAUUAAUUGAAACUUACAUUUCCACCUUGAAAAAUAUCGAUUGUAUGUAUUGGUGGCGCAGUGGUUAUUGCACGUUGUAUUUCUUGUCUUAGGCCUAUUCAGUAUACGUCGAAUUUCGGUCGCGUCGAAUGCAAUUCAAGCAACAGAUAAUGAAGUUUAAUGAGGUUUAUCAUCUCAUCUAUUGUCUUACUUGCUUUCGACGCGACCAAAAUUCGACGUAUAAAACAGGCCUUAGUCAUGUAGUUGUCGGAUUAUAAUAUAAUUUCACUUCCGUUGCAUGUUAGAAGACGAGUGCUUUCAGUUCGAAACACGGUGCGUUUGUUUCGUUCUUUUUUAUAUUGCACCAAGUGACGUCAGUCGUGUGCAAUAUUUUUUAUAUUGCACCAUUGGUGUCACAACUUCAUAUUUGGUCAGCUAAUGAGUUGACAUGACUAUUUCACCGCUGCUUGUUAGCCAAUUAGAAACCAUGAAUUCUUUAAAUAAACAAUAAAACUGAUGUGUCUUACCAUACCUACAUGAACAGGCUUUGUGGCUGGUUGGUUAUGUCAGUAAAAAACAAUAAACUACGUAACUUGUCUUUCUAAAGAAAAAGUCAUAAACACUAAUCACUUUUAUUUCAGAAAGCCAAUCACUAAACGUAUUCAUACUAGAUUGGUAUUUAUUGAAACUGACCAAUCUUAGUUUAGCCCAGAAGAAUUUGUUAUGAAAAUCGGCAAACUAUAAAUUUGUUGUCAUGUACAUUAGUUAUUGUUGCAGGUGCAAACAAGAAGAAGAAAGCGACUUCAAGUACAACGACAACCAGCAGUCAAGAUUUCGACAUUUCAUUAGUCAAGGAGCACGAAAAAUUGCGAUGUAAAUUCUGUGAUAUAAUGUUCUCGUCUAUGUCACAGCUAGAGUAUCAUUGUUCCGAUCAUCAGCAUAGAGUCAACGUCAUAAAAAGUCAGCAACUUAACACAAAAUCUGCAAUGAAAGUUCGACCUGCCCCGGAUGGAGUCUACAUGGGCCGAUAUAAAUUAUGUCGCAGGUUAGAAAUCUCUGAUUUUUCUUUUGUGUUUGUAUGCUUUGUUAACAACAUAUGAGCCUGAUAAAAUGACUACCUUUCACCACUGCAGAGAUCCUGGGUCCGAUUGCUAGUUCUCGUGUGAAAACUCGAGAUUUUGUCAAAGGUUUUUGUCAAAAAUGUUGGAUUUUGAAAUUUCGAUUUCAAGAAGUAAAGAACUCGACCAGUUCUAAACUGUGUACCCACACCGGGCAGGCUUGAAAAAUAUGCCUGGCCACGGCGGGAUUCGAACUACGACCUUUGGAAUACUAGCCCAAUGCUCUUCCAACUGAGCUACGCGGUCAGAACGGUUCGAGUAUGCGAUAUUUCGGAACGAAGGUACACACUCAGAGUAACAUCACACAAACAUCUUAUUCACCUGAGUACAUUACACCAACACAGCAGGUUUCAGUUUUAAACUGUUCACCCUAGAAAUACAGUAAAGGCGAACUUUUAUAGAUACAGUGUUACUACAAGUAGAAACAGGAAUAUAUCCUGAGAGAAUCUUCAGGGCUUGGUAGAGUCAAAAUGUGUAGAAUCUGGACCUAGCUCUAGGCUUUCAAGCUGGCGAGAACCAAGACCCAUGCAGUGGAUUGUACAUGUUACUGUGUAAUUUUUUCCAUAUAAUAAUAAUUUUAUUUAAAAAGGAUGACACAUAACGGCGAUUUGCUGAUAAAUUUGUGGCCCUUCUAGGUUUGAGCAAGGUCACUGUUACUUUGGUAAUAAGUGUACGUUUGCGCAUGGCCGUGAAGAGUGUGCUUAUUGGAUAACAUCGUAUCAACGUCGGGCUCAAUAUCUCGCACAGCUUCGAAAGGAACGAGUUUUGCCUGAAAGUUUUAGUGAAAAGGUUCGUCGUCGAAUCAAACAUAAAGGCGAACACGUGGUUAGUAAAAUUUUAUUUCUCAAGUGAUUCUCUGAUCAUUCGUGAGUCGACGUCAUUUACUCCAAGUAUUUUCUUCCGUUUCUUUUUCAGGCGCCUUGGUUUGCUACGUUAAGGAGCGCGCAAUACGACACGCAUGGGAAGAACCACGCACGGUCACGCGACGGCGUAGCAAACCAAAUACUAGGCUGUAAUAGUUACAGAACAGUAGUGAAGUUCAGGACUGUUGACCAAGCAAAUUAAACUAAAAUUCAUGUAUUAAUCACUACUACCACAUAUUUGAAAAGAUUCAGCAUUAUCGAAGCACGAAAAUUGAACAUGUUUCAAUCAUACAUAUUUACUUCCAAUUACAAAACUGCUACAUAUAACGGAAUGAAUUAAUUCUAUUUUCUGACUCGGUUGACCAACGUCUGCUGCACGAGUGCUUUGACGCCUUGAUUCCUCUUUUUAGGCUGGCUUAUACAGUAUCACCAGUACUUUAUUUAUAGUUAACUUGUUAUUUAGCAGCAAUCACAUUUUUUUUCUUCCAGCUUAAGGAUGAUCUGCCUGGUGUAACAGUGAACUGCAGUCCACAAUGGCAAGUGAAACUGGAUGGACCACAAGACCAUAUGUGGGAAUUUGAUGUUCGAAUUCAGGUAAAAUGUAGCAGCAAAAUAAACACGUGCACAAAUUUUGCAUCUGAAAGAUAGGUUAUCCAACAUUGUGGAUCCUGGUAUUAAAGUAAACAACAUAAAACCGCGAGAUCCUUUUUGCAUUAGCCUACUAGUGUGAAGAGCUGUUAACGGUAUAAUCAUAAUUUCCAUUCAUUUCCAUUUGUAGACCAAGUAUAAACUACUGUUAAGCCAAGUCUCCUUUCUAUGGGAAACCCAUUUGGACAAAUUCAAAUUCCUUUGCAGUCCGGGAAAAAACCAUUCUUCAAACAUGCAAAGUAUCCGGCUGCUUAAGGAGGAUUUUGAUGAAGAUUCUGCCAAGCAAGAGUCGGUCGUGCAGUUUUGCAUUCAGUUCUCUUCAAGUGUUUUUGGUGACUUCCAGCAGAAGUUAGUGUUUGAUUUUGGUCAUGACUCGGUACUUGCUCGCUCACUCUGUGUCUCGGUUAUAAGUGAAGAUAUUUGCAGCAGUAAGGAAGAGCCAUCGACGCGCACAACACAUUGUAGCAUAUUGGAAUGGUCUGUAGAGAAAAUGGAAUUGGUGCUAUGUGAAGAUUUGAUAGGAAUGGAUUCCGGUGGUUUAUGUGAGCAGUACAGUAUUCCAAAUGUUUUGCCUGAUCCUGCAGAGUUUGUGGGAUUCAAACCUGAAACAUACUGCAAACAAUGGCAUGAUAUCUUGUUUAUUGAAGAGCAACACAUUCAGACAGAGAUUGCCAGGUAAAUAUGAGUGAAACAAAGUUUCGUGUUGUUUAUCUAACGUACGACGUAGACCUCCAUCAGAAACGAAAAAAGAGUAUACACCGUAUAGAUUAUUGUUGUUGAUCAUGUUGUUGCUGAUCAGGUCGUUGUUGUUACUGUUGUUGUUUUUGUUUUUGUUUGGUUAUAUGUUCGUGUUUGUUAUUGUUGUUGUUCUUAUACCUCCAGGCUAACAUUCAAGAUGUUGUUGUGGUGAAAUAAAAUUUUACAUUCAUGUUGUUUACUUAGAUAUGAUAUACAAAACGGUGCAAUGAAAAUAGUUAACAGCUUUCAAAGCGCCGUUGAGUCAGUUUUUGCCCGACCGGGAGAAUUUUUUGGAGAAAUAUAUUUAUCUGACUACCUGGUUAUGGACGAAGUUGCUGGCCAUCUUAUUAAACGCUCAGUUAUGUCUGUGAUCUUGCGACCAAAGGUGGGACACUUUCAGAGUGAUAGAGUAUACGAAUGUAGCAUCAAAUUGAAGACUUAUCAAUUGGUUAUCGUAAAGUUGAAUGAAGUGUUAUGCAAAGACUAUGGUUUCAAAAACGAUCAAGUAAUUUGCAUUGAUCUCAAGUUCAGAUACAAUCGUCUUCCAAUGUGUGAGAUGCAUCAGGCUAUUGAUAUGUGCAAGAAAAAAACUCAAGUUCUUCUUCCAAACGUAGAAACUGUUUCUUAUAAGUAUAAGGUGGGUAAUUCUAUCACAUUUGUCUUCCUAUGUUUGAAAGAGAGUCUCCAAAAAAUGUUUGUUUCCCAUAAGUAUUAGCUUAGUAAUACCGUCGUCGCCGCAUGUGAAAUUGUGUUAUUUGAAAGCCUGGUUUCCAUGCCGCCGUGACGAUCGCGACCAUGUCAAGGUGGCUAAUGAAAUAAAGUGGCGAUAUGUCUCUACAAUCAGUUGAAUUGCACACAGGUUGUGAAGACUGUUUCGCAUAUUUAGAUUAUCUAAUAGCUCGGCGACUUUGAUUUUGUCUUCCAUCUUAGCUGAGCUCCAUGAUCAGACAUGGGUCUUAUGGUGACUGCCAGAGGUACUCAAGUAAGCCUUUGACUCAGCCGUGUUUAAGCUUCGCAAUUCAGCUCUCAGCAGCAAGGGAGAAUAAUUACCUUUACUUUUACAGCCACGACCAAAUGGAAACCUGGCUUAACAUAAUUUUAGUCAAAAUUCUUUAUAUAUGAAUCAUUUUUCCAUUUCAAUACCCAUGCAUGCUCCCGAUUUGCAUGGCUGCAAUUUUUGGCGUGUGUACACCAUUGUUUAUAUUAACAGAUAUUUCCAAUUCCAUAGAAAUUAAACCAUUCUGGGUUUAUGGACAAAAAACCGAACACAAAUCAAGAUAAAGCGAUUACCAUGAUUCUUGAUCCCAGUCUUACUCCGCCAAUUCUUAUGAUUGGUCCAUUUGGUACUGGCAAGACAUUCACGCUCAGCCUCGCUUGUGUGUCAAUUAUUGGCCAAUCAGAACGCAAUAAAGUUCUAAUCUGCACCCAUACAAACAGCGCUGCCAACAUUCAUCUUGCACAUUUGGAUGCAAAAAUACAAGCGAAACCACCAUUUAGUAUUCGACCAUUGAGAGUUCUUGGUCUUCACCUCAAGGUUACAACUGUCCCCGAUGAGCUACGAAAAUAUUGCCUUAUUGAAGGUAUGUAUGUACUAUUUAAAACAUGAGCAGCAGUGUUUUAUCAAAUAUAAAAAUACGAGACGAAGCCGAGUAUUUUUAGGUCUGAUAAAACACGCACUGCGAAUAUUUUAAAUUGCUUCAAAACCGGUCAAUCUAGUAAGUUCAUUGGCGAAGUAAUUUUCAAAAAAUAUAUUGUGUAAGUCGAGAAAAUCAAAGUUAAAUUUUAUGUAAAUCAAGGGAAAUCUCUAUCACAUAAUUAUAAAGAUACUACACGCUUAUGAUUUUUCUUUGUGUUUUCCUCAUGAAUUAUUAAUGAGUUUUUGAAAGAGUUAUAUCAACAUGUACAUAUAUGUUUAAAGGACCGUAUAGACGAGAAAUUGUUUCUUUCACAAUUUUUAUUUGCCCCGGACAACAAGAAUUGAUAAAUUGUCUAAUUAGGAUACUUCUUAAUUCUCACUGCCUUCGAAGCAUGUAAGAAGAGUGCUUCAAUGCAAUUUGACUCUACCAAAUACUGCUUCAUGUUCUUCCAUCUUCAUGGACCAAAUAUGAUGCCUGGCAUAUACUCGUAUGAACGGUUCACAAAGGUGUAGUCAACUUCCAUGCCCCAGUCAAACCAGAACAAGAGUUGGGUGAGAGUUUGCUGGAUAUUACCGGUCAAACGAGCAAGAACUCUUAUUAAAAUAUGAACUAGGUCAAAUUUCAUGAUAGUUGUGUGAGAUUAGAUGAAAGUUGGAGGUCAAACUGACGGGAGAGUUGCUACUUCCAUCAUCUCUUAUCCUCAUUUGACCAGGGCUUUACAUUUUUUACCUAAUUCACAACAGCUUUUGAACAAAGAAAAAUUGCCCGUGUGUAACUGGCAUAAAAACUUGUCAAUUUUUGUCGUACAGACAAGCAAAAGUCACACCUGUUUUGUUUUCUUCCUAGAAACAACGAACGUAAUAAAGGAACCGUCAUGGAAUGAAAUUCGUGACCACAACGUGAUUAUUACAACUUUGGUGACCGCUCGUAUGUUGUGGAAAUUUUAUCAAAAUGAGAGAUUGCGUUUCACGCAUAUAUUGAUUGACGAAGCCGCGCAGGCCCUGGAACCCGAGUGUUUGACUCCGCUCGUAAUGGCUGAUGGGAACACAAAGAUUGUCUUGGCUGGAGACCAUAAGCAGGUAGAUAGAUAGAUAGAUAGAUAGAUAGAUAGAUAGAUAGAUAGAUAGAUAGAUAGAUAGAUAGAUAGAUAGAUAGAUAGAUAGAUAGAUAGAUAGAUAGCUAGAUAGAUAGAUAGAUAGAUAGAUAGAUAGAUAGAUAGAUAGAUAGAUAGAUAGAUAGAUAGAUAGAUAGAUAGAUAGAUAGAUAGAUAGAUAGAUAGAUAGAUAGAUAGAUAGAUAGAUAGAUAGAUAGAUAGAUAGAUAGAUAAACUUUAUUUAAACACAUUGACCUUUUCAGCAAAAGCUGAUUUCCAAAAGGGAUGUGUACUUACAAAUUAUUAUUUAUAUACUAGCUCUAAUAUUACAUACAUAACAAAUACAAUUAUAUACCUAUUUAGACAAAAAAUUAACUACUACUUUAAGUCGAGAUUAAGGUCGAGGAAGAUAGCUUUUUACAGAACGAAUUAUACGAUACCGAAUUGCGUAUCUCUUCAGGUAUCUGAUUCCAUAGUUUAGCCCCUAGGUACUUAGACAUAAUUAGAACUAGAUUUAAAGCGUGCGUUCAUGCAGCUUCCACAAUGUUACCAAGUCCAAGCGUAGGAUGUUGAAAUAGCUUUAAUCUCAUUCUUUCAACUGAUCAUUUUUUCCACACAAAACUGAUUCAAAAAUUCAUUAAAUCCAUUCUAGGGACAAGAUCAUAGGUAAUUUGAAUAAAAUGCUAGCAUGCUUGGCAUAAAUAAUUAUUGAUUAUGUCCCCGUCACACCAAACUGUAUUUCGACUACACCACUACGGUUAACCUUUCUAUACUUGGCCACUUACAUGCAUGGCUACAUGCCUGAUAUGUCUUAUAUCAGUCGCAACAAUUACUUCACCCACACGCAAACAGUUAGUCAUCCAUUAAAGCCCGUUUUCCACUAAGCGAAAAAAUUCGCCACGAAAAAGUUGGAUCAGUUCCUACUUUUUUACUUGUCGCUUCGCGCGAACUAUUUCGCCUCUUAAAGUUUGUUAUUGUUAAGACUGUUAAGAUGCGUCUUUAUGAAAAUUAAGUCAGUCUUGUAUAGACUAUAUAAAUGGUUUUACUGUGCAACAUAUAUACUGUAAUUCAACUUUUCUAUAGAUGGGUUUACGAGUCUAUUCAAAAUGUCGAUGGGCUGAAGAUUUUGGUCUAAAGAUAUCUCUCGUUGAACGCCUGCACACUCAUUACGAACAGUACAACAACACUUCAAGCAAUCUAAAGUCUUCGUCAGUCAAGGACAAACCACCUUAUGUAGUUUUAUUAUUUGAAAACUACCGUUGCCAUGCCAAAAUUCUCGAGUUUCCGUCCGAUUGUUUUUAUGGUGGCGAAUUGAUUGCUAAGGGAGACCAAAGUACUCAUGACUUGGUACCAGUGCUCUCAUUCUACACCGCACAAGGUGUAGAUCAGCAAGUUGAAGGAAGUCUGGCGUACUAUAAUGAUGCUGAAGUUGCAGAAGUUGUGAAAAGAGUGGAGGAGCUUGUUCAUCUCUGGCCUAAAGACUGGAGCAAGAGUAUUGGAGUUGUAACACCAUACCGUGAUCAGGUACAUACAUAUAACACCAUACACUGAUUACAUGUUUAGAUAUUUGACCGAACUGAGUGCAGAAAUCAUGUUUAAAGUACCGUUUAAGAUAUUUUUAAAACAAAUUAUAUAAUUGAGGAUAAGUUGUUCGAUGUUCAUGUUCGCUUUUUUUUCGCAUUUUGGUCAGGCUUUACACGACGUCUGUCUAUUGAAGUUAAUUCAUUCAGUUUAUUUUCUUAACUUUUUAAAAUUAAUUAAUAUCAUUAUAGGGUGGGUGGAUUUCUCGAUAUUGGGUAGUUUUUUAAGUUUGACUUAAAAAGUUUGUUUUAGCACGAAGCAUCAGCCAAUCAGAAGGCUGACAGACCUGGAGUUAUGGACCGGAAAAAUACAAUAAAUUACAUCACUUAGAUUUUUUGUACGUUUCUGUGAAUUCGCAAAAAAUGUCAAUAUUCUUGUGCAUUAGGUAGAAAGAAUUAGACACGGCUUAAGGAAGAAAGGUCUUGGUGAUGUUCACGUUGGAACCGUUGAAGGCGUCCAAGGUACAUGUAAAUGUUUUGUUUUUAAAAACUUUGGUUGACAGAAAUUUAUAUUAAAUACCUGUUUGUCUACACUUCAAUAAAUGCAAAUAGAUUCAGCGGAAAUUGGAAAAACGAGAAAGUGUUGAUAUCAGCCUAGACCUAGGCCUUCUAGUCUUAUUUAUAUUUUUUUAGUAUUCAGCGGUUUUUCACAUGAAAAGACUGGGACUAGGUGAUUUGGGGGCGGGGCGGAGGAAGCAAGUUUCGCUUGCGUCAGGCUUGUGUCCUUCCUCCGCCCCGCCCCCAAAUUACCUAGUCCCAGUCUUUUCAUGUGAAAAAGCGCUGAAUAUUAAAAAAAUAUAAAUAAUAAAUAGAAGGCUUAGGUCUAGGCUGUGUUGAUAUAACUAUUUAUCAAUACGGAAAAAAUGUUUUAUAUUUGUUUUAUAAUAUAGCACAAAGAAAUAUAAAGAGAGAAAUUUUCCGACGUUUCCGUGUUGACAUUGAGUUAUAUCAACACGGCUCUUAGCCCGCAAUCAGCGUUCAGAAUUUACAAAUGCUAUAUUAUAAUAUUCCAUAUAAUGUCUUAACAUUUAGGUAAGGAAUUCAAGGCGUUGUUUAUCAGUACAGUCAGAACGAUGAAGACGUGUUCGUGGAUCGAAGGUCGGAACUCAGAUCUAUCUGAGCUUGAUUUUGGUUUUCUUUCCGAUCCACGUUUCUUGAACGCCGCCGUGACUCGUGCCCAGUCCUUGCUCGCCGUUGUUGGAGAUCCGAUGUCGCUAUGCAGUGUGGGGGAAUGCAGGAAUUUAUGGAAAGA